Candidula unifasciata is the source of this 375-nucleotide messenger RNA. The record is from the annotation of a GenBank genome assembly. Lineage: Eukaryota; Metazoa; Mollusca; Gastropoda; Stylommatophora; Geomitridae.
AUGGCUAAAGAUAUCACUGCAGAGUACGUGGCUAAAGAGAUCACUGCAGAGUACGUGGCUAAAGAUAUCCAUACAGAGUACCUGGCUAAAGAUAUCCCUACAGAGUACCUGGCUAAAGAUAUCCUUACAGAGUACCUGGCUAAAGAUAUCCUCACAGAGUGCCUGGCUAAAGAUAUCCUUACAGAGUACCUGGCUAAAGAUAUCCUUACAGAGUACCUGGCUAAAGAUAUCCUUACAGAGUACCUGGCUAAAGAUAUCCUUACAGAGUACCUGGCUAAAGAUAUCCUUACAAAGUACCUGGCUAAAGAUAUCCUUACAAAGUACCUGGUUAAAGAUAUCCUUACAGAGUACCUAUCUAAAGAUAUCUCUACAUAG